AUGGGCGCCGGGGCUCUGCAGGCCGCCGGGCUGCUCGCCGGGGGCGUCGGCACGGUGGGGACGUUCACCGUCACGGCCAUGCCCCAGUGGAGGGUGUCUGCCUUCAUCGAGCACAACAUCGUCGUGUUCGAGACCAUCUGGGAGGGGCUGUGGAUGCACUGCGUCAGGCAAGCCAACAUCAGGAUGCAGUGCAAGGCCUACGACUCGGUGCUGGCUCUCUCGCCGGACCUGCAGGCGUCCCGGGGGCUGAUGUGUGCCGGCUCGGGGCUGUCCCUCCUCGCCCUCGUGCUGGCCACGGUCGGGAUGAGGUGCACGCGGUGCCCACAGAGGCCCUGGCAAGCCAAAGGUUGCAUCCUGUUGGCUGCUGGGCUCCUCUUCGUCCUCUCGGGCCUCGUCGAGCUCGUCCCGCUCUGCUGGGUCGCCAACUCCAUCAUCAGCGACUUCUACAACCCGCUGGUCAAUGUUGCUCAGAAGAGGGAGCUUGGAGAGGCCCUGUACCUGGGCUGGGCGGCCUCCUUCUGCCUCGUGGCCGCUGGGUCCGUGUUCUGCUGCUCUUCCCGCUGCUCUGAGAACCCCGGGAGCUACAGAUACUCACCCCCACCUCACCCACCGCCUCACGGGCAGCGCCCGCACAGCAGGACCGAGGGAUCCUACUCCAAAAGUCAGUAUGUCUAG
Messenger RNA from Myiozetetes cayanensis, 675 nucleotides. Its product is annotated as claudin-8-like. The transcript has a single exon. Gene Ontology annotation, molecular function: structural molecule activity. Bases 1 to 675 code for a protein of 224 amino acids. Gene Ontology annotation, cellular component: bicellular tight junction; plasma membrane. Lineage: Eukaryota; Metazoa; Chordata; Aves; Passeriformes; Tyrannidae. Gene Ontology annotation, biological process: bicellular tight junction assembly; cell adhesion. The record is from RefSeq and is a predicted model, not a curated record.